Salvelinus namaycush (lake trout) is the source of this 2134-nucleotide messenger RNA. Its product is annotated as constitutive coactivator of PPAR-gamma-like protein 1. NCBI's taxonomy places the organism in Eukaryota, Metazoa, Chordata, Actinopteri, Salmoniformes, Salmonidae. The coding region runs from base 1 to 2100 and encodes 699 amino acids. Gene Ontology annotation, cellular component: nucleus. The transcript is spliced from 14 exons. The record is from RefSeq and is a predicted model, not a curated record.
AUGGCCAGUGGAACUGUUGUGUUGGCACGGUAUUCCAGGAUCCACACUGUAAUGGUUGUCCAGAGUAUCGAGGAUCAUCACUUGGAGGUGAUAUCUCUGUGCAGGGAGAACGGGUUCCACGGCCUGGUGGCGUACGACUCGGACUACGCACUGUGUAACAUCCCCUACUACUUCUCUGCCCACGCCCUGAAGCUGAGUCGUAACGGGAAGAGCUUGACCACCUCCCAGUACCUGAUGCAUGAAGUGGCCAAACAACUGGACCUCAACCCCAACCGCUUCGUUAUCUUCGCUUCACUUUUAGGUAACCACAUACUUCCUGAUGAAGACUUGGCUGCCUUUCACUGGAGUCUCCUGGGUCCAGAGCAUCCGCUAGCAUCGCUCAAGGUGCGCGCCCACCAGCUAGUGCUCCCGCCGUGUGACGUGGUGAUCAAGGCAGUGGCUGACUAUGUUCGAAACAUGACGGACUUCAGCGACCUGGAGGCCAUCGCUAACGACAUCUUCAGACACUCACAGUCCAGGACUGAUGACAAAGUUGUCCGCUUUAAGAAAGCAGUGGAGUACUACUCAGCAGCCAGCAAGUCUCAACACUUCUCACCUUACCAAGUCGGACCAAACCAGACAGGAGGAGUUUCUCCUGUAGCAGCAGUUCUGUCACACUACGCAGCUCCGCCGCCUCAGACGCUCAACAUUCCUCCCCUGUCGGGGAAACCUGCGGUCCAGCCUGUCUACUCAGCCCCCCCGGUCGUAGAGCCUGGCCCGGGGACUGGGGCUAAUGCUGGCCCUAGUGGUGACCCUGGUGCUGGUCUCAGUCCUGGUACUUCUGGUCUGGAGUCAUCGGUGGGGAAGACCCUGGCAGAGCAGGUUCCAAGCAGCUUCAGCAACAUUCCUCCUAAAGAGAAGCACACGCCGCUGUACGAGAGGUCUUCUCCCAUCAACCCCUGUUUUCCCCCGGGGGGCACGGCCGCCACCAGCCCCUCCUCCCCCUCCUCCUCCUCCUCCACCACCUCCUCAGAGAACGAGGACAACGCAGGCUUCACUGCCAAUCAUGUAAGUGACCAUAAAGGAGGAUGGGACAGACCAUCAGAGAGCACAGCAGAGGGGGAACUGGGAGGAUGGGACAAACCAUCAGAGAGCACAGCAGUGGGGGAGCUGGGAGACCAAACCAAGGCUAACCCAACGGUGACCCCUCCUGUGGCUCAGGGGUUAGAGGUCAGCGGUCAUCUGAAUGCCCAGAUCCCGUCUUUGCUGUCAAUGCCGACCAGGAACCACAUGGACAUCACUACGCCUCCACUCCCCAUGGUGGCUCCAGAGGUCCUCAGAGUGGCCCAACACAGACACAAGAAGGGCCUGAUGUACCCCUACAUCUACCACAUCCUUACCAAGAGUGGCCCAACACAGACACAAGAAGGGCCUGAUGUACCCCUACAUCUACCACAUCCUUACCAAGUUACCCCUCCACUCCCCAUGGUGGCUCCAGAGGUCCUCAGAGUGGCCCAACACAGACACAAGAAGGGCCUGAUGUACCCCUACAUCUACCACAUCCUUACCAAGGGGGAGAUAAAGCUGUCCGUCACCAUAGAGGAUGAGGCCAAUCAGGAGCUCCCGUCAGCAGUGCAGCUGUUCAGACCCAUCCGCCAGUAUGUUUACGGGGUACUCUUCAGCCUGGCUGAAGCCAAGAAGAAGGCUGAGAGACUAGCCAUGAGGCGCAACCGUCUGCCUGAAUACCCCCCUGUGGCAGUGAAGGAGUGGGCGGCCUACAAGGGGAAGUCCCCCCACACCCCAGAGCUGGUGGAGGCUCUGCCCUUCAGAGAGUGGACCUGUCCAAACCUGAAGAAGCUGUGGCUGGGCAAGGCUGUGGAGGAUAAGAAUGGCAGGAUGAGGGCCUUCCUGGCCUGUAUGAGGUCAGAUGCCCCAGCCAUGCUCAACCCAGCCUGCGUCCCCACACAACUCCUGGUUCUCUGCUGCGUGUUGAGGUUUAUGUUACAAUGGCCAGGAGUAAGAGUGUUGCGUGGUAAGGAACUGGAUGCGUUCCUCGCCCAAGCACUUUCUCCUAAACUCUAUGAGCCUGAACAGCUGCAGGAACUCAAGGUGAUUUUGUAGCGAGAAGUGUUCUGGAACCACCCAGUGGCAGACA